AUGAGUUUUCACAGCACGAGUAAGAUGGAGCAGAGACUGGCACUUCUAGGAGAGGCAGAGACCGAGCAAGCCUACCCGGAAGAUUGCAGCAGCGAUCGCACAUUGUCGCCGCCUCUGUGCGACGAUAAGAAACUCGACGAUGAUGCGCAUCUACAUUCUAUCAGGAAGUGGCAGUACACAGGUAUUUAUGUCGGAUUAGCCUUUUUAUUCGUUGUAUUUGGUAUUGGCUCGAUUCUUGGUGAAAGGAUUUCUUUCGGCCCAUCGUCAGCCAAAUUCAUAAACAUGGGAGAAUGCGGCCGUACACCGCAAGAAGCCCGAGACAGUGGGUGCGUCUUUGAUCUCAUGAUGUCCGGUUGGGUACAUCCUCCUUGUUACGACCAAGAACUGUCCGACGAGUUUUUACUGGUCAACAAUUUCACCUUUUAUAGGGAAAAAGAGGGUAUCAAUAUCAUGACAGAAGCAGAGGCUCGUCUGGGCAACUACGAGGUCAUAUACAGUCAUGGGACCUUUCACUAUCAACAUUGUGCCUACAUUUGGGCGAAACAGAUACCACUGUUACAACCGGGUCGGGAGCCCGAACGUAACUCAGCUCCAGCUUGCAACUGGGACGAAGAUCAAGAGAUCGGCGUUCAGGCUUAG
Molecule: messenger RNA, 639 nt
Organism: Botrytis sinoallii
Lineage: Eukaryota; Fungi; Ascomycota; Leotiomycetes; Helotiales; Sclerotiniaceae
Exons: 3
Coding region: 1-639 (212 amino acids)
Source: RefSeq, a predicted model, not a curated record